Suillus clintonianus is the source of this 1463-nucleotide messenger RNA. RefSeq names its product NAD(P)-binding protein. The record is from RefSeq and is a predicted model, not a curated record. Gene Ontology annotation, molecular function: nucleotide binding. Bases 104 to 1288 code for a protein of 394 amino acids. NCBI's taxonomy places the organism in Eukaryota, Fungi, Basidiomycota, Agaricomycetes, Boletales, Suillaceae. The transcript is spliced from 8 exons.
GCUCAAGUCCGUUUUCGCUCUGAAGCUUUUCAUUGUGAAGACUGUUCAUCCCUUUUUGGUUCCCACCUUGCAGUUGUCACCGGUACUACAACACUUACUUAUCAUGUCCGCCGUCUUUGGUGCCUUCAAGCGCUUCUAUGCGGCCUUCAUUAGUCCACCUCGCCCACUCAACGUGGAAACCGCCUCUCCUCCGUUGAAAUUUGGAAUUCUCGGUGCAGCCGCAAUUGCUCCUCCUGCCCUUGUUUUACCUGCCAAAAGUCAUCCGGAAGUAGAACUUUAUGCUGUCGCGGCCCGGGACAUCAAUCGUGCCCAGAAUUUCGCUAAGAAGCAUGGUUUCAAGAAAUGGUAUGGAGGGAAAGAUGGCUAUCAAGAACUUCUCGAUGACCCUGCAAUAGACGUUGUCUACAACCCCCUGCCCAACGGUCUACAUUAUGAAUGGACAAUGAAGGCUCUCGCUGCUGGCAAACAUGUGCUUCUCGAGAAGCCCAGUGGCAAUACCGCGGAAGAAACACGGCGUAUGUUUUCUCUUGCGGACCAGAAAGGGCUCGUUCUUCUUGAGGCAUUCCACUAUAGAUUCCACCCCGCUAUUCAGCGUGUCAGGGCCAUCAUUGACAGUGGCGAAUUGGGCGCUAUCAAGGAGGUAAAUGCAAGUCUGGCGUUUCCGAAGGGUCUUAUUGGCAACGAUGAUAUUCGGAUGAACUAUGAUAUCGGUGGCGGUGCCAUGAUGGAUUGCGGAUGCUACCCUUUAAGUUGUGUUCGUUAUCUAACAUCAAACAACCCUAGUGCGGUGAUUUCCGCAACUGCAAUUCGAUACACAGGAGAUCCACGUAUUGAUACAGGCACCACUGCCAAUCUAACUUUUGCUUCCUCGGAGCCUAGCGGUGAGCCAGUGAAGUCCACGAUCAAAUGCGACUUCGCCAUCCCUCUCCGAUUGGGCUUCAUCCCCCGCAUGCCGGAAGUUUCCGUCCGCACAGUCUGCGAACGUGGCUCUGUCGAGUUGUUCAACUUCGUGAUGCCAGUGAUUUAUCACUCUAUCACCGUGACACCUGAUAGCGGUGUUUCGAGGACUGAGAAAGCGUACACGUUCGAGGGCGGUAAAGGGGAGGAGUGGUGGUCUACCUACAGGUAUCAGCUGGAAGCUUUUGUGGACAAGGUCAAAGGCCGAACACCACAAACCUGGAUGAGCCCUGAGGACUCCAUUGCAAAUAUGGAAUGGAUAGAGAAGAUAUAUGAAGAGAGUGGACUUGGGUCUCGACCUCAAUCCACAUAUGUCCUCCCGACUGCUUGAUGGUGUUUUGAGGAUGGACUGGUUAAUGUUAUGUCGUGCAUACUUCAAAGUCAUAUACCGUGCAUUUUUAGAGAAAUAUCAAACGGACACGUAUUUUAUUCCCCCGCACCACAUGCACCACGAUCCGUUACUGCAUGCAAAUUCCUAUCUGUAAUAACAUGGCACUCAGUCAGCG